Molecule: messenger RNA, 882 nt
Organism: Lottia gigantea (owl limpet)
Lineage: Eukaryota; Metazoa; Mollusca; Gastropoda; Lottiidae
Exons: 1
Coding region: 1-882 (293 amino acids)
Molecular function (GO): nucleic acid binding
Source: RefSeq, a predicted model, not a curated record
AUGAAACCAAUUGAUGGACCCCCUGUAUCAGUUCGAGUUGAUCCCGCGCCAGGGUUCACCCCUCUUGUAUCAGAUCAAACACUACUGAAACUUGGAAUCUCACUCGAAGUCGGUAGAAUCAAAAACCCUAAUAAGAAUCCUGUAGCUGAGAGGGCUAUCCAAGAAUUACAGGAUGAGUUAUUACGUCAGGAACCUGGUGGUGGUCCUGUUACACCAUUGGGAUUGUCAAUAACUACGGCUCGUAUGAAUUCAAGAGUCCGGUCUCAUGGCUUAUCAGCUCAUGAACUAUGGAUCCAAAGAAGUCAAGUGACAAAUCAACAGAUUCCUAUCUCUGAUCGCGAAGUAAUUCUUUUUCAACAUUCUCGACGACUAGCAAAUCAUCCUUACAGCUUUAGAUCGAAGAAUCAUCGACGUCCCAACACUGUUGCUAAAGUUGGCGAUUUAGUUUACCUUACCUGUGAUGGCAUCAAAGACAAAGGUUGUGAACGAUACAUCGUCACAUCAACUGAUGACAAUUGGUUUUACAUCCGUAAAUUCCUUGGCGCUCAAUUACGAUCGUCCAUGCCACCUAGACGUUCAUACCACAAUGAUUCUAGUGAAGUAAGCGUGUACGAAGAUACGGAUCAUGAUAUACGCCUUACCGAUGCCGACCAGGUGUCAAAAGAUGCUGCUCCAAGUCAAGAUCAAUCUCUUCUUGUCGAAGAGCCUCCUAAGGUAGAUCCCCCGAUACCUCCAGAUAUUCCAGAGCUACUGAGUCAACCAGUUGAAGACGCUGAUACAGCUGCUGUCAUUCCUUCUUCGGAUCCGUUGUCAUCUCUCCCUACCCGACCCAAACGCAUAGUAAAGCGGCCUGCUUAUUUGAAUGACUAUCAGUGUGAUUAA